Dioszegia hungarica is the source of this 1773-nucleotide messenger RNA. Its product is annotated as putative endoglucanase E-4 precursor. The coding region runs from base 1 to 1773 and encodes 590 amino acids. Gene Ontology annotation, molecular function: hydrolase activity, hydrolyzing O-glycosyl compounds. NCBI's taxonomy places the organism in Eukaryota, Fungi, Basidiomycota, Tremellomycetes, Tremellales, Bulleribasidiaceae. The record is from RefSeq and is a predicted model, not a curated record. The transcript has 8 exons. Gene Ontology annotation, biological process: carbohydrate metabolic process.
AUGGUCCCAACGCAGCUCGUCGAGCUCCUCACCCUCCUGGCCGCCUUCCCCCUCCUUUCUUCGGCCCAGCUCACUCCGUCGCCCACCUACGCUCCACCAUCGCCAACUGCCGGUCUGGCCAAGUCCAGCAGCACGCCCAAUACCCAAUGGGCGAACGUCCUGGGGAACUCGCUAUACUUCUUUGACGCCCAGAGGUCCGGGAAGUUGGAUCAGGGGACGUACGGGAAUCGGGUGGCGUGGAGGAACGACUCGGCGUUGAACGAUGGGAGUGACUAUGGAGUGGAUCUGACGGGCGGGUGGUAUGAUGCUGGCGAUUACAUCAAGGCGACUUUCCCCCUUGUUCAUACUCUCUUCGCUAUUUCGUGGUCCGCCCUGACGCAUGGUCAAGGCUACUCGAUAGCCUCUCAGACGGCCUAUCUGGACGGAACGCUGAGAUGGGGAUAUGACUGGUUAAUGAAGGCUCAUCCCUCUGACGACGUCCUCUUCGUCCAGGUCGGUGACUCAGACAUUGAUAAUUCGUACUGGGGAGGAGACCGGAACAUCGCAACUCCUCGACCCGCCUUCCCCGUCAACUCCUCUUUCCCAGGUACGGAUGUCUGGGCUGCCAGCUCCGCUGCCUUAGCCAUGGCCUCCCUGCUCUACUCCAACGCGACUUACUCCCCCUUCGCCUCGUCACAACAACCCGCGAACCCAUCAUUAUCGAAUACCACCUACUCCGCUCAACUCCUGGACCACGCUACCCGGCUAUACACCGUCGCCAAUACCACCAAGCAAGUAUCAUUCGCCACUUCCAUUCCGGCCGUCGCGAGUGCAUAUGGCUCCAGCGGAUGGGGAGACGACAUGGCACUUGCCGCUCUCUCGCUCGCUCUCGCAACCAAUCAGUCCCGGUACUAUGCGGACGCGUAUAGAUGGUACGGGCGAUAUAGCCUUACCGGGACCAGCUUUGUCUACAACUGGGACAGCAAGACCCCAGCUGUGUUUGUCCUGUUUGUCGAGGCGGCGAGGGCGAACCCGAGUUUGGCGAGGGGAGCAGGACUCGCGGUGAAUGAGACGGGAUGGCAGCGUGAGGCGGAGAAUUACUUUGACAGGGUGAUCAAUGGCCAAACGACCAAUACCUACCGGACAGGAGCUGGAUUGCAGCUUUGGAGAGGAGAUUCCGAUUUUGCCAGUUUGAAUCCAGCUCUGGCGUUCACGAUGCUGCUGCUAAAGUACGCUCCUAUGGCUUCUAGCAUCGACAAGUCGAAUCAGUACACCGCAUUUGCGCAAACCCAGAUCGACUAUGUCAUGGGCAAGAACCCCGCUAAUGCUGUCUACAUGGUCGGCUCUCAUCCCAACUCGCCUAAGAACCCGCAUUCGGCCCCAGCGUCGGGCGGAACAGGCUUCACCAACCUUCGCACCAACCCUCCCCAGAACAUACAUACGCUAUACGGCGCGGUGGUCGGCGGACCGCUCGCAAAUGACCUGUACUGGGACUGGAGGGAUGAUUGGGUUCAGGCAGAAAUUGCGUUGGACUACAAUGCUGCCAUUCCCGGUAUAGCUGCCAUGCAGCUUGCCAACUCAUCCUCGCCCGACCCCUACUACGUCAACGUCCAAGCCGGGACCUAUUCGAUCCCCUCGGGUCAGCCAUGCGAUGCGGCCUUACCAUGCGGGAAUCGUCUUCCCGCUGGAGCUAUCGCAGGGAUUGUACUGGGCUGUUUGGCAUUUUUGGUGUUGGUGGCGGGGCUGAUCUGGUGGGGAAGAAGAAGACGGAGGUACUCGGGCAAGGGGGUCUAG